AUGCACGAGGUCUACCGCUACUUUACGUCCAAGCGGAGCGGCGCGCAGACUGGGUGCGUGCGCGAGCUGGAGCACGAGGGCGCGCGCGGCAAGAGCUGCGAGGACCUGGAUAAGCUGGAGCGCCUGGUGUUUGAGCUGAUGUCCACCGGCCGCACCAAGGACCUCUAUUCCAUCCUUAAGGUCGAGUCGCAGCUCGCCGAGCGCAGGGGCGAGCACCUCGCGCCGCACGAGCCGACCGCGGAGGAGCGGCAGCACGACGACCACAUCACGCACCUCAGGGUCCGCGCUGACGAGCUGUUUGACGCGAUGGACACAAACGGCGACGGCAUCGUGGACAGGGAGGAGUUUCUGGUGGCCAUGAGCAUGCUGCGCAACGAGCUGGGCUGGGACGAGGCGGAGCUGGGCACCGUCUUUGACGCCAUCGACUGCCACGGGCACGUGUCGCGCGAGCAGUUUGCCGACAUCUUGGUGGCGGAGGAGCUCAGGGACCCAUCAGCGGACGCAGAGCUUUUGAGGCACCUCGUGCACUCGCGCCCAGCCUGGUGGAGUGAUCGCCCGCGCAACCUGGACUCGCUGUGA
Monoraphidium neglectum is the source of this 579-nucleotide messenger RNA. RefSeq lists its product as hypothetical. Lineage: Eukaryota; Viridiplantae; Chlorophyta; Chlorophyceae; Sphaeropleales; Selenastraceae. Bases 1 to 579 code for a protein of 192 amino acids. Gene Ontology annotation, molecular function: calcium ion binding. The transcript is spliced from 6 exons. The record is from RefSeq and is a predicted model, not a curated record.